AUGGAAGUUGUUGCAAGUGUGUCAAGCAUCAUAGGCUUGUGUUGCUCUCUGCAUGAAGUAUUUAGAAACAGUUGUAAACACUUGAUUACACCCAGGAGGAGGAUUCGGCGGCUGCGUAAUUUGAUGCGCCAAUUGGAUGCUCGUAAAAAGGAUGUUGAAUAUCAAAUAAAUCAGUUGUGGCAUCUAAAAGGGGCAGAGCCAACAAAUGAAUGCAAUUUAUGGUUUGAGCGAGUUGAUCAGGCAAUAAGAGAAGUUGUUAGUCUCAUAACUGAAAAUGGCCUGCAUAGACCAACUAUAGGGUGUUGUUGCAUUUGCUCAAGAAUCAAGCGAGGGCAACUCAUAGAGGAGAAGAUCAUUGAUAUUAAUGAACUUCUAGAAACUGUUCCACGUGAAGGGUAUUCCAUUCCUAUUCCUAUAAAAAAGGGAGGUGAUGUUUUGUUUGCAACACCAAUGAUUGAAUACGAAACACAUAAACAAAUCUUUAUGAAGAUUUGGGGAUUUCUACUUGAUGAGAAUGCCAGAAGGAUUGGUGUUUGGGGGAUGGGAGGAGCAGGUAAAACAACUAUCAUGUCAGAGAUUAACAAUUGCCUAGUGAAAGGAAGUAGUCAAUUUAAUUGCACUAUUUGGGUGGAAGCGUCAAAAGAUCUAAAGAAGAUGCAACAAGAUAUUGUUGUGAAGUUGGGUUUGACUUUUCAAGAAACUGAUGACGAACGAGCAAGAGCUUCAAAACUGUUAGAAGCUUUUAAGAGGAGGAAGGCAUUUGCACUUAUACUAGAUGAUGUUUGGGAACCAUUCUCUAUCGAAGAAGUAGGAAUUCCUGUGCCAACGGUAGAGAAUAGCUGUAAAUUAGUGAUAAUAACUCGAAGCCUUAUGGUGUGCAGAGUGAUGGAAAUAGACAAGGAUGUCGAAGUUAAAGUUCUUGAAGAUGAUGAAGCGUGGAAUCUCUUUAAGGACAAAGUUGGGGAGAAACAGAUCCAGAUUUGCAAUCAAUUGCCAUGGAGGUGGCCAAAGAAUGUGGUGGUUUGCCCCUAG
Messenger RNA from Neltuma alba, 1032 nucleotides. RefSeq names its product disease resistance protein SUMM2-like. Gene Ontology annotation, molecular function: ADP binding. The record is from RefSeq and is a predicted model, not a curated record. The transcript has a single exon. Lineage: Eukaryota; Viridiplantae; Streptophyta; Magnoliopsida; Fabales; Fabaceae. Bases 1 to 1032 code for a protein of 343 amino acids.